Molecule: messenger RNA, 1566 nt
Organism: Suillus paluster
Lineage: Eukaryota; Fungi; Basidiomycota; Agaricomycetes; Boletales; Suillaceae
Exons: 8
Coding region: 1-1566 (521 amino acids)
Source: RefSeq, a predicted model, not a curated record
AUGCCACAUUGGGGCCAGGAACUUACACCUUCCCCCCUAUCUCCUGGUUCUAUGCCGUUACCACCUGAUGGAGAUCUCUUUACAGAUAGUUCUAGAGUGCCACAACCUCAUUUUCAACAGGGUGCAUAUAUGCACGAAAUCCAGCAGUUCCAGACCUUGCGUGAAAAGUAUAGGGCCUUGGAGCUGCAGAUUGCAAAGGUUACAGCAGAACGCGACACGAUCUCGGCUGCAUAUCAAUAUCUUGCCAGUGCUGUUCGUUUACCACUCAACGACCUACUCCAGCUUGACCCUGCAUCCAUCCCAACACCAGCAAGCAAUUUACAACGUCCAAAACCAGAGACCCACCCCAAUAUCCGGUUCUGGAACAAGGCCGACUACUUCAAGUGGUUAGAAUCGGCUGAAGCGGACAAUGCUGUCGGCCGUGGUAAGCUUGCAUUCCUGGAGGACGAGAAUGGUGAUCCGAUUUCGGAAACUACAAUUGACGCCAUUCGAAAGGCCCUACCUGCAGCAUGGUCUGAACUUCUCAGUCGCAAGCUUGCACCUUUGACUUGGGGAAAGCUAACUGCAUCGGGUAGCCAGUUAGUGAAUACCUUGAUGGAAAAUGCCUACCCCUUGUUCAAGUUUGCCAAUAAUGGGUGGAAGCUGGACUAUCUCGCUACGAUAUCUUAUUCAUCUUGGUGCAGGCAUCACAUGGACGAGUGUGGCAAUCCACUAUCUGGUGGCGACGCUGGUGACGAUGGUGACAACACUUCAAAAGGCAAGAAAAGAAAGCAGCGCAUAAAAUCUGAAGCCUCUGAAGUCCUCGAAAAGAAAAUCAAAGUUGAUCAUGAUGCUCGACUCGGAGAGAGUACUGUGCUGCCACUGACUCCACCACCAUCUUCUACUUCAUCCCCACCUCUGCUCCUGGUUCAGCCAUUCUCUCUGACUGAUGCUCCACUAUACUCUACUCCUUCCUUGACACCAUCGUCUCCUCCCCAGUUACUUCUGCAAGUCGAAGCAUCAGUCACCCCAGAAGAAAUACCCAGGAAUAAGGAAUGUGUUUCACCGACAUCUCAACAGUCUACUCUGCAAAUCCAAGGUCCAGUCGCCGCAACAGCUCAGGAACCUCUCAACGACAUCACAAACAUACUACCCAAGCCUCUCUCUGCACCAAAACCCGUCAAAAUUAUGAUCAUCAAUCCAUUAUCUACUCUCGCACUAGCUGCAUCCAAUGUCGUCAUACCGCCUACUGCAGCUCCCUCGAGUAUUCCACUGUCCCUACUAGAUCCAGGAACUGAACUCAAACCAAAGGAUGCAGGGAGCAUUCCUGCUCCCUCCGAGUCUACUAGGAAAACCCCAAAGAUGGCGAGCAAGGCAAAAAUGCACCCAGGCAACACGAAAAAUGGACGGAACUUAUGUGCGCUACGUUGGCUCAAGCUGACCAAGCGCGGUGGAACAACAGACGAGUUUAAUGCCUACUACGGGACAUUGACAUCAGAUCAGCUUGGGAAAUACAACGAGGAAGCCAAGAAUUUGGUGUCCAACGACGCAUGGAAUAAGAAUGUCAACAAGGGCCAAAUCUACUAG